This is a messenger RNA of Astyanax mexicanus (Mexican tetra), 3943 nucleotides long. RefSeq names its product interleukin 12 receptor, beta 2a (gene il12rb2). Bases 139 to 2574 code for a protein of 811 amino acids. The transcript is spliced from 16 exons. Gene Ontology annotation, biological process: cytokine-mediated signaling pathway. The record is from RefSeq and is a predicted model, not a curated record. NCBI's taxonomy places the organism in Eukaryota, Metazoa, Chordata, Actinopteri, Characiformes, Acestrorhamphidae. Gene Ontology annotation, cellular component: external side of plasma membrane; membrane; signaling receptor complex. Gene Ontology annotation, molecular function: cytokine receptor activity; cytokine binding.
GCACGCACGAGCAGCGAUAAGUAUGAGAAAGCGGGGUGAGUUCAGCUGAAGGAUUUUUAUCUCGACUUUUUCGACCUCAACGUGGAAUAAACCGUCUUCAGUGUCUUCAAAACUAUGGACAGAUGAUCGGCACUCGGCAUGCUAGAAGCACAGCUGCUCCUGGAAAAAGUGGGUUCCAUGCCUCUUAAAUGCAGUAUUUGGUCAAACUUCAUUUUUCUGCUGGUCUUGGCUACUGCAACACCUGCCAACAGGGCAGGGCAAGACGACAAAAUAUGCACAAUCCACUCAAGCAAGGAGGUCCUCAUGGGCUCCAGCUUCCAGAUCUACUGCGUCUUCAAAAAUGAAUGCAACAAAAUCAUCUACCGAGACAAUGUGCCUUUGCCUUACAACAGCUCUAAUCUAACUGCCGUGAUGAACAUUGUGAAAUUGACGCAGGCCACCACCUUCACCUGCAGGUGCAAGGACCGUCCAGAGCCCUGUGGGAUGGACAUCACUCCAGGGUAUCCACCCCAAGCCCCACAGAACCUUUCGUGUGUGCAAGAAGGAGAACUUGGCAAGGUGAACUGCACAUGGAAAACAGGAUUGGAAACACACAUCCAAACCACAUCCCAUCUGUGGGUGCAAGGGGAUCCUCCUGUAAAUUAUACAAGUAAAACCGCUUCAACUUUGUUUGCCGUUCCAUCCACACAGACUAAACUUACAGUUCGGGCCACAGCCAUCAACAGUCUGGGCUCAGCUACUUCGGCUGCACUCACCUUCAUGCUCAAUGACAUAGUAAAGCCUUUAAAGCCGAAUAUUGUGAAAGUUAAAUGCAACUCAAGAGAUUGCCAACUUUACACAGACAAAAGACAAAACAUUCAUCUGGUGGACAUCAGGUACAAAACGGAUCAGGAGAGCUGGAAUUCUGCUUCGUUUAAUCAUGCAAAUUCAAGCACAUACUGGAACAUAACGUCGCUGACUCCAUACAGCCUGUAUACAUUCCAGGUCAGGUGGAAACUUGGCCCCUCAAGAGGGCUGUGGAGUGAGUGGAGUGAGGCUAAGGAAAUGACUGAUGAAGAAGCUCCUGCUGUAAUGGUUGAUGCUUGGUAUUUUGGAGACAGCAAAAACACACAUUUAUUGUGGAAGGAGCUGAGCAAAUCGGAAGCAAGUGGAAAAAUUCUGGGGUAUAAUGUGACUGAGUUGGAUGAAAGGAAAAAAAUCAGCAGUACCUUCAUCAAACAUCCUUGCAGAAAUUACAGUGUGCGGUGCUCCAUCUGUACUGUGUCCAUCUUUGCCAAAAACUCAAAGGGGCACUCUCCGACCAGGCGUAUUCAGCUGCAGCCUAUAGGUUCACUUCGAUAUACUGUUUCACACCAGAUUCUGAAUGACUCCUCUAUCGCCCUCUCCUGGCAGAGACCUAACAAUGCACCGGAAGAGUACCUGGUGGAGUGGUACCCUGUAGAACGUAAAGAGCAGCUACAGUGGAUCAGAGUGGAGCGCCACCUGCACACCACAAAUAUUACAGGUUUGCAGCCUGCUAAAUGCUAUGAUGUUGCAGUAGUUUAUCUGUUCUCAUCUGGGACAAGAAAGGUUGUCUUCAGUGGUCUCUCAACACAGCAAUCAGUUCCACAACAGGGCCCCGAAUGUGAUGCCACAGUGAAAAAUUACAGUGUGGAGGUAAAAUGGGAAGACAUUCCCCUAGAGAGGAGAGGUGGCUGUCUGACAAAUUACACCAUCUACCUGCGGGAUUCAGGGGACAAAAUUAAACGUUAUAGUAUCGGUAAGCCCUCCGAGAAAAAGUUCACUAUUAGUGACCUUUCCCCGGGACAGCAAUACAAGCUCUGGGUCACAGCCUGGACCAAAGCAGGAGAGGGACCCAAAGGAAGAGAGCGCAACAUUGCAACACCACCAGAAAUGAUGUCGGCUGAAAAACCCAUGGCUCUGGUUGUGUCAGUUGGUGGUGUUGUUUUCCUGGCCUGUCUUUUUUUCCUUUGCAUCUGUCACUUUUCGUCAGUGCACAGAAGGUUUUCACGCUGUUGUCACUGCCUAAUGCCUAGCAUUGUUCCAGAUCCUGCCAAUAGCAAAUGGGCAAAAGAGUGUGCAAGUGAAAAGGGUGAGAUGAAACUGCAGCUGUACCUCAGUGACUCCAGUAUGAGUGAGGAGGAGCCAGAUACUGUGGAAGUGCAGGAACUUCCACAGGAAAAAUUCAAGCAAGAAAACAUCCCCAAAGAUGGAACAUAUCACUCAGUCAGCAACCUCAGCGUGCAAGAGCAGGAGCUGGAACAAGAACAGGAACAGAAGCACCACAUUCCAUCAUCACUCUAUCAGGCUACCACAACCAGCUCAUACCUCAAAAGCUUAUCUCAUGAGUCGGGCUCCUCCGACACCACUCAGGCCUCCAGGGGCACCGAUAUGACUGUGGACUACAUUUCUUCUCAUGGUGUGUUGAGUGGAGAUGAAGAUGAAGAAGUUGAUGAUGAAAACUUUUUUCCCUGUCCAACGAGUCCUUUUCUGUCCCCUCUGAUGUCUAUUGGAGGAAAAUUGACUCUGGACACAGUAAAAAUAGACUGCAGUGAUUUCUUGGAUUUCACGUGAAGUUAUUUUUCUUCAGUGUAAACCACUAAACUGAUCAUCUACUGACUGAUGUGUGUCUGUAAUGUCUUUACUAGAGCAGGGUAUCACCAGUAAUUUUUCCAAAUCGACUUGAUUAGUUUUAGAGUUGAUUUAUAUGCUCGAUAUUUCAGUUAAAAUAACAAGGUUGGUUAAAACAAACUUACCAAUCUAAAAAAAAAAAUCUUACACAUUGGCCCCACCACUUAGCCCUACUCCUGUGUUUUGCCUGUGAACGCAUAGGGAUAGGAAGUUCCAAUUCUUGUUAGGGUAGAGGGGUAGGGGGAAGUGUUAGGGUUACAAACUGAGGUUUGACAGAGGCACACUUCAAAAAGAGUACUUAAAAAAACAAGUAUUUUCCUUUUAAACAAAUUAUGAUUAUUAAUAGCUAUAUAACCAUAGUGUAAUAUGUAGUUUCAAUACAAUGUCUCAUUGGCAAUUUUCUUCAUAACAAGCAUACAAAAUUGUUAGUAGUUCAUCUCAAUAGCUAAACUAGCUAACUUUCCUGUUCCACCUUAAGGAAUGGACAAUAGUAAUAAAAUGCUGCACCACAUGUCCCCUCUCUGAUGACAUACAAUGCCCUAAAGUUAACUUCAACCUGCAGACCACUGCUUGUGGCCUGGUAAUGAAGCAGUAUAAAUUAUAUAUUAUUUAUUGGCAAAUGUCAAACCCUUGAAGGGUUGUCCCAAUUCUUAUGGGAGGAUUUCACCACUUCCUCUUGUAACUUUUCCAAUGGGAAGAAUUACACUCAAAGACAGGGGUUAGAGGUACAAAAGAGAAAUGGGACUGGGCCUUAGUGUUGGGGCUUUAAUAAAUCAAGUAAAAACAAAAUUACAAAGAUUGCCACUUGGAAUCAUUAAACAAUUAGCCUUGCUCUCUGAGUAGUAGAUGGUACUUCUUGCCAUCUUCCUGCCAGCUUGCACAGGCAGCUGUUGUAUUGAAGGUGGAAAAGCACACUUUCUGCAAAAAUAUACACGUUUAUAUGAUUCAAUGUUAGAGCAUUUAGAUUUUUGUAACUCAGCCUUAUUUUUUACACAUCAUAAUCGAAUGUUUUUAUCAGCCAAGAUGACACCAUUUUUUAUCCAGUAUCUUAAUGCUUUAAAGUGAAUGUUUCAAACUAAGCCACUGCAACACUAGCAAAACACUUCAGUAUAAACCUACACUGUUUCAUACUGUCAUACUUUACAUUGAGAAGGCAAGAAGACUGUAUUUCAUCAUCCCAGAAUAAUCCAUGCUGUGAAUCACAUCAUGGUUUGGCUUGUAAAUUAAGACCAAUGUACCUCAGUUGUGUUUUAUUGUAUUGUAAAUUGUACAUAUUAGAUUAAAAUAACAGGUUUGUUAUUGGUUCUGUGAA